Brenthis ino (lesser marbled fritillary) is the source of this 1173-nucleotide messenger RNA. NCBI's taxonomy places the organism in Eukaryota, Metazoa, Arthropoda, Insecta, Lepidoptera, Nymphalidae. The record is from the annotation of a GenBank genome assembly.
AUGGCUAAGUUACUAACGUUAUGGGUUUUUUUAGGAAAAAUAUUUCUUGCGAUUUGUCAAAAUCAAUUUAUGGACGAGUCCAUAGGGGUACAACAGCACCAACCUAAUGAAGAAGCUCCGGUCUAUUCCUUUGGUUAUGGCGUUGCUGAUACACGAACUGGAGAUGUAAAAACUGUUUGGGAAGCCAAAGAAGGUGACACUGUGAAAGGUCAUUACAGCGUAAUUGAGCCAGAUGGGUCGAUGAGGACUGUAGAAUAUUCUGCUGGACCAAAAUCUGGUUUUACUGCAGUUGUUAAUAAUGAAGAUUUUCCGAUGGAAGCAACGGCUGAAGAUGGCAAAAUGGAAGACAAAGCACUAAGAGACUAUGAUAGAUAUUAUGAUUUUUCAGAGGAUGAAGAUAUAGAAACUUCUUUUAAAACUAAUGAAAAAAAACGAAAUCGAAAUCCAUACGACAAAUUAUUCAAAGAUUAUUCAUUAAUGAAACGACCAAAAUACCCUUCUGACUCAGAACCUAGUGAGUACACUCAUAGUUUUACUAUAAAUCAUCCUCGGGACGAACUAGAACCCGAAGCAAGCGCUCAAAGUCAUGUCGGAUUUAAGUUUGAUCCAAAUUGUAAAACAAGAUACAAGAAAAUAAAAAAUAAUUUGUACAAUAGUGGAAACUUAGACUUCCGAAGGCAAAAAUAUCCAUCUCUAACAUCUGAUACUUACGAUAGUGGUUACGAUAAAUAUGUGAGUGACGCGUCUAAUAUGGAAAAGUUAAUUCACAAGUAUAAGCAUAAUGAUGAAUAUACACCACCAAAACCAGAAGAAUAUGAUUGGCCAUCAACAAAACAUAGUUAUUCUGGUAUACUAGAGUCUCCUCAGGUCGAUAAUACUUAUAAUGAUUACACACCUCCUCGACCUAAAAAAAAGUAUAAGCCUGUAAAACCUCAAGAACAAUACACUAAUGAGGAACUAGAUGAUUAUAUUUUAGUUCCUAAAAGGAAACACAAAAAUCGUCCGCGAGUUGCAGAACCCGAAUAUGAACCAGAAACAGAGGAUGAAGUUGAUGAGAGUUAUGAAGAUGACCGAUACCGUAGACCUCCCCGAACGCCUGCUCACAAGGAAGUCGUACGAAAAAUUAUUAAAAAGAAAAAACCUGGCAUAAAUAUUUUAGAUAUAUUUGACAUU